AUGUGUCCUCAACGACCGUGGAGCGGCGUGGCAGGAUGCAGCUUGGGGCCCUCCUCUCUCGCCCGAGGUGAUGCAGGCGCCAAGGAGGUGGCGGAAAGCCUGCGGAAUCUGCAGCAGCUCACAGAGCUCCAUCUGGAUCUGGACAAGACCGAGGUCGGCCCAGCAGGCACCACACAUGUGGUGGAAAGCCUGCAAGAUCUGCGGCAGCUCGAAGACCUGUGGGUUUGGCUGCCUGAAAAGGAGCUCGGCGAGACGGAGAAGGAGAAGCUCCGGGCCACCUUCAAUGCGCUGCCGGCAAGGAAGAAGGCUCUCAAGCUAUCGAGGCCGAUAGCACGGAGCGGCAGACAAGAGACAAAAGCAAUCUUCAGUGACAAUGCCGACAGAAUCGAAGUGCACUGUCAGAUCCAGGUUCGGGAGGAGCUGGAAAGAGUGUCUGCAGAAACAUUCUGCGACAUCGUCGACAGCCUUCGAGGCACUGGUAUCACAGCGGAGGAACUUCAGGCGCUUUUGCAAGAAGUUCCCACCGAUGGCGAAGGCCUGCUGAGCUGCCGGAAGCUCGUCCUCCGCCUCCAGAGUCGGGACGCUCGCGAUCCCGCUGACGUGGGCACGGGCCUGCUGAGCCGAGCCUUCGGACGCUGCUUCCCGGGUCGCCCCAGCGAGCCUGGAGAGGUUGACCAGGGUGUGGCCGAUCAGGCACUUCAGGCCGAGGGAGUUUUGCCGCAAGUACCUUCCGAUCGCGAUGGCCAGGUGAGCAAAGAGCUGGAGGGCUCCCUGCCGAAUCGUGUGCAUCAGGAAGACCGGGGACCGGACGAUGGCGAGAAGCCGAUGGAGACGAAACUGCAGCGGAGAGGCUCAUGCGACCACUCGGAUCCGGGUACCUUCAAAAUAGCGAAGGAGUACGACUUAGCUGACAAGAACAAGCUGGCAGACUUCCUGGAGGAUGCAGACAUUCAACUGGGUGGUCCAGGCAAGCGGAGGAUCUCCAAGGAUGCUCUCCACGUCAUCGUCAGGAACCUUCAAGGCGACCGUCUCACUGUGGACAUGCUCCAGGACAUCUUGCAAGAAGUUGUUCCCGAUCGCGAGGGGCUGCUGAGCUGCGAGGAGUUGGCACGCUGCCUCCGCCGUCCCGCUCCAGCUCCAGAGCCGCAAGAGGCCAAGCGCUUCGACCUGGCGCAGAAGCCGGGGCUCGCGGACUUCCUGAAAGAUGCGGACAUCCGCUUGGUGCGUGCCGACUUCAUUUUGAAACUGCACCGGGAAGGACAGCGUCUCCCGCGCCGGCAGGAAGCGGAGUCCGCCUACGUGGACAGCCGCACGGCACUUGUCACGCACGAGGAGGUCCAAGCCUGGGCCGAUGGCAAGGCGCCUGAAGGCACCCAGAUUGUCUCGCUGUCCCACUGCUGGGAGUCGAGGGAACACUGUGAUCCGUACGGAUACCAGGUUGCCAAGCUAGCCAAGGCUCUUACGGGAAAAGAAUGGCUGUUCAUCGAUUAUGUAUCCUUGUAUCAGUUCCAGCGACUCUCCCAGAAGCAGAAUGUCAGCUUCGGGCGUGCGAUGCAGCACAUGCAUGUGCUGUACUGCCACGACAAGACGAGCAGCCUCCGAAUCGAGUCUCUGACGCCGGAAGCAGACAUAGCAAAAGCCGAGCGAAAGCAAGACUGUGUGAUGAUGUAUCACCACCCCACCGGCCUGGUGAAACCAGUGCCGGUCACUGAAUUGGUCAAGAACCGCACGCCGUACAAGCAGCGUGGGUGGUGUGCUGCGGAGAGGGAGUGGUCCAGUACUCGCACAGCCACCAACCUUUCGCGUGAAGUAGAUGCUCCGGAAGGUGAGAAGGGCGGAAGUGCCCCGAUGGUGCCAGAGGCAUUUCGAGAGAACGUGGCACACCAGCUGAAAUUCACGCAUUUAGAUGACGUAGAGACCGUCUGCAGAUUGCAAGCGGAAGUGUACAAAGAGAAAGCAGAGAUGUGCAAGAGCUUAAGGCUCGUAGACUUGCGCGCAGAAGCGCUCGACAUCGCCCUGUCGGCUCUCGAGCGCUACCCGGUGCUGGAGAGCCUGGAGAUCGUCCAUUGUGAGCUCACCCCCAAGCUCCGGCUGCUGGUGAAGGUCGUGGAGGAGAGGAAGCUCCAGCAGCUCCACCUGCAGCAGAACGAGCUUUCUGAGGAGGGCACCUGCCUGGUCAUUAAGGCUUUGGCUUUGCGGCCCAAGGGGACGCUUGCGGCACUCAGCCUCAGCCACGACCGCAUCGGCGUCGAUGGUGUCAAGGCUUUGGCUGAGGCGGUGCGGACGAACGAAGCUCUGAUCGAGCUGAACCUGAGCCACGUGUGCCUAAACAGCGAUGGCAUCAUCGCUCUCGCAGAGGCAGUCAAGCAGAAUCGGGCCCUCAAGCAGCUGAGCGUUGAGGGAGCCAAGCUUGAAAUUGCGGAGGAAGGCGCUUUCGUCCUUGCUGAGGCGCUCCGGGUGAGCGGGGUCCAGCUCGAUCUGACGGGCAGCGAUUUGGGCAACGGGGUCGCCGUGGCAUUGGCCAGGGCCUUGCGGGCCGGCCAGGUGAAGGGCACCGUCACCCAUCCAGUGGUGGAGUUCCUGCGCAUGUUGGAGGACAGAAAGUUCAAAAAGCUCGAGGAAGCGCAAGAGCUCUCGCUCAAUCUCAACCGGAGCAGCGAGAAGUUCGAUCAGCACUUCCAUCCGCUCUGCCGGGCCCUGCCAAAGCUCCCGCCGCUCCGAGAGCUCGAGCUCCUCCUCCACGGCCACCACGACGCCUUCGGCGAUGACGAGGCCCGAGCCCUGGCCGCGGGCCUCGGCGAACAAAAGGAGUUGCAAAGGCUGCAAUUGGAGCUGUACGGCAACUCCGUGGGCGAUGAGGGUGCGAAGGCCUUGGCCUCCGCCCUCUGUGAGCUGACGAAGCUCGAGCAGCUCGCGUUGGCGUUGUUCAAUACCAAGAUCGGCCCAGCCGGCGCCAUGGCGGUGGUGCAGAGCCUGCGAGAGCUGCGGCUCACGGAUCUCCAUCUUGAUCUGGAGGACAAAACGCGCCGUCCGGGCCAAGGCGAGGAGGAGAAGGAGAAGGUUUGGGCCGCCUUCGACGGUCUGGCGGUGCGCCGGAAACACCUCGUCCUUUGA
Molecule: messenger RNA, 3114 nt
Organism: Symbiodinium sp. CCMP2592
Lineage: Eukaryota; Dinophyceae; Suessiales; Symbiodiniaceae
Source: the annotation of a GenBank genome assembly